Molecule: messenger RNA, 2914 nt
Organism: Bolinopsis microptera
Lineage: Eukaryota; Metazoa; Ctenophora; Tentaculata; Lobata; Bolinopsidae
Product: major vault protein-like
Exons: 17
Coding region: 5-2569 (854 amino acids)
Cellular component (GO): nucleus; cytoplasm
Source: RefSeq, a predicted model, not a curated record
AGUCAUGAAGAAACUUGUUCCAGAUGCUCGGGGAAUUUUUAGGAUACCACCGUUCUACUAUCUACACAUACUUGACCAAAGUAGUAACAUCACAAAGGUCCUUACUGGCCCAACAACUUUUGUUAGACAAGACAAUGAAGAAGUUGUCGAGGGACCAGAAAAAAUGGUUACAGUGCCACCAAACCAUUACUGUGUGAUUCGUCAUCCAGUCAUUAGAGACUCUGCUGGAGAAGUUGUCCUUGAAUCAUCUGGACAGGUGAAACUAAGACACGGCGACUUUGAAGUGAGGCUGACAGGUGAACCCUUCCCACUUUAUCCAGGAGAGGCACUUCAAGAAAUUGUAACCAAACUUAAAGCUGUUCCUCGUGACUCGGCUUUGCGGUUAGAAGCCGUCAUGGACUUCAAGGACGGAGAAAUAGAACGACUUGCUUUGGAUCAGUGGCUUUUUGAGGGACCAGGAACGUACAUUCCCCGAGUUGAGGUUGAGAUAGUUGAGACGAUCGUGGCAACUAUAAUCCCUUACACACCUCACACUGCACUCAAACUCAGAGCUAAAAAAGACUGCAAGGAUAGGGAAGGUAAGAGCAGGGUGUACGGAGAAGUAUGGUUGGUCAGCAAACCAGGAGCAUAUCUGCCGGGACCUCACGAGAAAAUAGUUGGCACUCUGACAGCACACCAACUCAACAACAAGCUGGCUCUCCAUGUUGUGGCUAAGCAGACUUUUACUGAUAGAUUCAGGAAGAAGAGAAGGGCUGGAGAGGAGUGGCUGGUCACUGAAAAGGAUGCUGAGUCGUUUAUUCCUGACGUGUAUGAAGAAGUAAAAGAAUCAGUGUCAGUAACCAUACUUACUAACAGACAGUUCUGUAUUAUUCUAGAUCCAAUCGGGGCUGAUGGUAAAAACCAGUUUGGAAGCAAGAAACUCGUCAGGGGAGAAAAGGAGUUUUUCUUGCAUCCAGGCGAAACGUUAGAAAGUGGGAAAGUGCAGGAUAUCUGUAUUCUUCUAGAGGAUGAGGCUGUUGUUCUCAGGGCUAUUCUUCCAUUCACAGAUGGCGAUGUCCAAAGAACCCCAGGAGACAGAUGGAUGGUGAAAGGACCACAAGACUUUUGCCCUACAGUCGAGAUGGAGAUUGUCUCCAGAAGAAAAGCCAUGCCAUUGGAUGAAAAUGAGGGUGUUUAUAUUAGAAAUGUUAAGACUGGAAAGGUUCGUGCAGUUAUCGGAGAGACGUACAUUAACAACCAAGACGAGGAACUGUACUCCAAAGAGUUGCCGGAGCAGAUAGAGAAGCUUCUAGCAGCUGCUCAGAACCCGCUGGUUGGGAGAGAGAAACUCCGUGGUGGUGAAAGCAAAGAGGUGACCACGAAACCGAGGGAUAAGACGAGAGUUAUCGCUUAUCAGGUCCCCCACAACUCUGCUGUUCAAGUGUUCGACUACAAGAGUAAAGUUUCUAGGGUGAUAUUUGGACCUGACUUAGUCAUGCUGGGACCGGACGAACAUUUCACGCAACUCAGUUUAUCUGGAGGCCAGCCAAAACGACCCAAUGUUGUCAGGACCCUCGACCUCUCACUCGGACCAGACUUUAUGACGGAUGUAUUUACUGUGGAGACUUCUGAUCAUGCCAGACUUUCAUUGCAGCUCUGUUACAAUUGGCAAUUUGAGUUACCAGCAAGUGAUUCCCCUACUUACAAAUGUGACUCGGAAUCACUGUUCUCAGUGCCGGACUUUGUCGGAGACGCUUGUAAAUCCAUAGCUUCCAAGAUUAGAGGAGCUGUUGCAGCUGUACCUUUUGAUGACUUUCAUAAGCAUUCUGCACGAAUAAUAAACGAAUCCAUCCUGGGUAGCCAUGACUCCCUCCACUUCCCUGCAAACCGUCUGAGGAUCACAAAUAUUGACAUACAGUCGGUAGAGCCGGUAGAUCAGCGAACAAGGGACUCUCUCAUGAAGUCGGUACAACUUGCCAUUGAGAUAACAACCAACUCCCAGGAAGCCACAGCUAGGCAUGAAGCAGAAAGACUGGACCAGGAGGCGAUGGGUAGAUUAGAACGACAGAAACUUAGUGAUGAGGCUGAAGAAGAGAAAUCUCGCUUGGAACUACUUGAACUUCAAGCAAUCUCAGCCGCCGUUGAGAGUACCGGACAAGCAAUAGCAGAGGCUCAGUCCCGGGCUGAGUCAAUGAAAAUAGAGGGCGAAGCUGCGGUGGAUCAGGCCAAACUUGCAGCUGAAGCCCAAAACAUCAACGCUCGUGCUGAGCUGCACAGAAUAACAUCAGCCCGUAAAAGUGAGCUGGAGUACCUUCAGUCCACCAACGAGCUCGAGAUAUCCAAGAAACAGAAGAUGGCAGAUAUAGAGUCGACUAGGUUCCAACGUAUGGUGGAAGAAUUGGGACCAUUAAAUAUUGCUGCUAUUGCAACCUCUGGAAAAGACAACCAGGUAAAAAUGUUGGAAGCAUUAGGGCUCAAGUCUACCCUCAUCACUGAUGGAUCAACACCUCUUAACCUUUUCAACACGGCUAAAGGUCUCAUCGGGGGAACUAUUUCUACAAGUGAUGUUAAAAUUGGACUUGCGGAGUAAAUAAAAAGUGGACACAUGUGAAUAGUAUUGUAUUCGUUUUAGUUUGAUUUGAUUAACAAAUAAUUUAUGUUCGGAUGACCUUGAGCUUUAAUGGUUUCAGGUUUUAUCAUUAAAGCGGUUUUACUCUUUAAUUUCAGUGAUUAGCAUAUAUAUUGUUUGUAGCACUAUUGAAAUAGUUUUGACUGUAAAUUUCUAUAACAUUCAUUUGUCAGAAGAUUGAGACUUUUGUAACCUGUAAAACUUACAACAAUAUUAUUUGCAAAUUUCAAUUUAGUGAAUCUUUAGUUUGUUUUAGUGAAAUGUAACAGUUCAUCAAUUUAUGCAUUAUAAGUUUGUUUGAUAUAA